AUGGUUAAAGGUCAAGCUACUGGAGCUCCGGGUGCAACAGGUGGUGGAGCUGCAGCAGGAGGAGGUGGAGAUCCUUCAUUAGGAGGAGGAGCAGGAGCAGGAGGAGGAGCAGGAGCUGUAGGAGGUACUGGAGCAGGCAGCGUUGGCGGCGGUGCUGGAGCAGGUGGUGUUGGAGGAGGUGCAGGAGGAGGAGUUCCUGCAGGUGGAGGUGCAGUAGAUCCUUCAUUAGCAGCAGGAGCAGGAGGAGCAGGUGUUGCAGGAGGAGGUGCUGGGGUAGCCGGUGCUGCAGGAGUUGCUGGAGGAGGUGCUGGAGGAGGAGGAGGAGGAGGUGUUGCAGGAGGAGGUACUGGGGCAGGUAGUGUUGGAGGAGGUGCUGGGGGAGGUGCUGGAGGGGGUUCUUCAGGAGGAAGUUCUACCACACCUCCUACCGCAGAUACGUCCGGAGCUGCUACCACAGCUGCUGGCGCAGCCCCUGCAACAGAUCCUACCGCAGCCCCUGCGGCAGAUCCUGCAGCAGCCCCUGCCGCAGACCCUCCCCCAGCUCCUGCUCCUGCUCCGGCUCCUGCCGCAGAUCCUGCCCCAGCUCCUGCUCCUGCUCCUGCUCCAGCUCCUGCUCCAGCUCCUGCUCCAGCUCCUGCCCCAGCUCCUGCCCCCGCUCCUGCGGGAGCAUCAGAGGAAGAGGAAGACUCAAGCAACAAAGACGUACUAAUAGCAGGAGGAUUAGGAGCCAUAGGAGGAGGGGCGCUAUUAGCAGGAUUAAUGCAUCGUAAGAAUAAAAAAAAACUACGAAGACAAGAAGAAGAGCAUCAACUAGAAAUACAUCAACUAACGGAACAACAUGAACAAAAAUUACGUAGUGCAUAUAAACAUGGUAAUAAUACACAUGAUGGUAACAAAAAUAGUGGUAAUGGGCAUGGUAGUAAUAACCAUGGUGGACAUGUAACUGGCAGACCUGGUGGACAUAGACCUGGUAGGCAUCAAUUUAACCGAGGUCCUGCAGUGAGACCAGCUGGAAAUUCGAGGUUUACACAUUUGAAUACCCCUUCGCAUCCUGGACAUAAUGCCAUUAGUGAACAUGGUGAGCAUUCUGGAACUAAUCAUGGCCAUGAUGCACAUUCUAAAUCACAUCCUACACAUCCUCCACAUCCUACACAUCCUCUACAUCCUUCACAUCCUUCAAAUGUAGUUGUUGUGCAUACCGUGCAUCAUAUACAUGGUCAUCCAUCUGAUCAUCCGGAUCACCAUAAAGCUGAACAUAAAAAUAAGCAUUAG
Belonocnema kinseyi is the source of this 1272-nucleotide messenger RNA. Its product is annotated as fibroin heavy chain-like. The transcript is spliced from 2 exons. Bases 1 to 1272 code for a protein of 423 amino acids. NCBI's taxonomy places the organism in Eukaryota, Metazoa, Arthropoda, Insecta, Hymenoptera, Cynipidae. The record is from RefSeq and is a predicted model, not a curated record.